GCGCGCGCGAGGCCCUGGGUUCCCGGCGAGGAGGCCGCGGGAGCGCCCGGACCCGGCCCGCCAGCCCGGCCCCCGCCCGGCCCCCGCCCCGGCCCCGGCGGGGGAGGGGUCUCUGAGCGCGGCCCCUCCCCCCUGCGCCCAAACCUGCGCUGCGGUGUCUCCACCCCGCGUGUCCCCGUCUGUCCGUCCGUCCUCGCCCAGGCCUCGCCCCACCCCGGCCCCAGGGGCUGCCUUGCCACCACCCCCCCACCGCAUUCGCCUCCCUCCCUCCGGGCCAGUCCCCGCCGCCAGGGAAGCAAGCUGGGACCAAGCUGCCCCAAAUCCAGGGCCAGCACCCCGACAUCAGUGGCCUGCACCCCGAGAUUGGAUCCAGAGAUCUGGAAACCUGAGCCUGAAACCUUGAUCUGGGGCUGGGACCCCAAGACCUGGCGCCUGAACACCUACUGUCUGGGGCUGGAAUCUCAACAUCGACUUGGAACCCCAAGACUUGGAAUAUGGACCUCCAAAUUUGGAAACUGAACCUCAAGAUUUCUCAUCUAAAGCCCCAAAUCUGAAACUGAACUCUGAAUGCUGUGCCUGGGACCUUGAAAUCUGGGACCAAAUUCCCAUAUCUAUACUCCGGAACCCCCUAUUUGGGACCCAAACCCUGAGAUUUAGGCCUCAAAUUCCAAGAUCUGAACUCUGGCAUUCCAAGGGGCCUAAGCCUGUGCUAGAGCCUGAAGUCCUUGCUGAAAACCCGAAUGCUGAAAUUGAGGGCUAGAGACCUCCAAAUCUUUAUUUGGCACCCCAGUUCUGAACCCGGCACCCCAGUAUUGGAUCCCAGGACUGGGCUUGAGACUCAGACCUAAAGUCUCCAUUUGGCUGUUUAGCAUCCCAAGACCAGAGCUAGGAGCCACUGGCUCUGACCAACCAAAACUGGAGCCUGGGUCUCUAAAAUUGGUCCCUAGAGGCCAUAUAUUUAAAGAUCUAGGACCCCAAGUAUCAAGGUCUAGAGACUCCAUGGCCACAGAUCUGGGCUGAGACACAACACAGUCCCUCUACAGAGGCCUUGGGAACAGAGAAGGCAUGACCAGGUCCCCCCACCAGAGCCCUGACUCCUGACCCCUUGGAGCCUGAGGACUCUGCUCCCUGGGGCGACUUCCAGCUCAGGCCACCCCUGCCCGCAAUGGCCGUCCUCCCACUGCUCCUCUGCCUGCUGCCGCUGGCCCCUGCCUCGUCUCCAUCGCAGCCAGCCACACCCAGCCCGUGUCCCCGCCGCUGCCGCUGCCAGACGCAGUCCUUGCCCCUCAGCGUGCUGUGCCCGGGGGCAGGCCUUCUGUUCGUGCCCCCCUCGCUGGACCGCCGGGCCGCCGAGCUGCGCCUGGCGGACAACUUCAUUGCGGCCGUGCGCCGCCGCGACCUGGCCAACAUGACCGGCCUGCUGCAUCUGAGCUUGUCGCGGAACACCAUCCGCCACGUGGCCGUGGGUGCCUUCGCGGACCUGCGUGCCCUGCGGGCCCUGCACCUGGACGGAAACCGGCUGACCUCGCUGGGCGAGGGUCAGCUGCGCGGCCUGGUCAAUUUGCGCCAUCUCAUCCUCAGCAACAACCAGCUGGCGGCCCUGGCGGCCGGUGCCCUGGACGACUGCGCCGAGACGCUGGAGGACCUGGACCUCUCCUACAACAACCUGGAGCAGCUGCCCUGGGAGGCCUUGGGUCGCCUGGGCAACGUCAACACGUUGGGCCUCGACCACAAUCUGCUGGCGUCUGUGCCCGCCGGCGCCUUCUCCCGCCUGCACAAGCUGGCGCGACUAGACAUGACCUCCAAUCGCCUGACCACCAUCCCACCCGACCCGCUCUUCUCCCGCCUGCCGCUGCUGGCCAGGCCCCGCGGCUCCCCUGCCUCCGCCCUGGUGCUGGCCUUCGGCGGAAACCCACUGCACUGCAACUGCGAGCUGGUGUGGCUGCGGCGCCUGGCCCGGGAGGACGACCUGGAGGCCUGCGCCUCCCCGCCUGCGCUGGGUGGCCGCUACUUCUGGGCUGUGGGUGAGGAGGAAUUCGUGUGUGAGCCCCCCGUGGUGACUCACCGCUCACCACCCCUGGCGGUGCCUGCAGGCCGACCAGCUGCUCUGCGCUGCCGGGCAGUGGGGGAUCCAGAGCCCCGCGUGCGCUGGGUGUCACCCCAGGGCCGGCUGGUGGGCAACUCGAGCCGUGCCCGUGCCUUCCCUAAUGGGACAUUGGAGCUACUGGUCACUGAGCCGGGCGACGGGGGUAUUUUCACUUGCAUUGCAGCUAAUGCAGCCGGUGAGGCCACUGCCGCUGUUGAGCUGACUGUGGGUCCCCCACCACCUCCCCAGCUAGCCAACAGCACCAGCUGUGACCCCCCGCGGGACGGGGAUCCUGAUGCCCUCACCCCGCCCUCUGCCGCCUCUGCCUCUGCCAAGGCAGCUGACCCUGGGCCCCCUACCGACCGUGGGGUCCAGGUGACUGAGCAUGGGGCCACAGCUGCUCUUGUCCAGUGGCCGGACCAGCGGCCCAUCCCAGGCAUCCGCAUGUACCAGAUCCAGUACAACAGCUCAGCCGACGACAUCCUCGUCUACAGGAUGAUUCCAGCCGACAGCCGCUCCUUCUUAUUAUCGGACCUGGCGUCCGGCCGCACCUACGAUCUGUGCGUGCUGGCGGUCUACGAGGACAGCGCCACGGGGUUGACCGCCACUCGGCCGGUGGGCUGCGCCCGCUUCUCCACUGAGCCGGCGCUGCGGCCAUGCGGGUCCCCGCACGCACCCUUCCUGGGCGGCACCAUGAUCAUCGCCCUCGGUGGAGUCAUCGUGGCCUCGGUACUGGUCUUCAUCUUCGUGCUGCUUAUGCGCUACAAGGUGCACGGAGGCCAGCCCCCCGGCAAGGCCAAGGCGCCUGCACCCGUCAGCAGCGUUUGUUCGCAGACCAACGGCGCCCUGGGCCCCACACCGGCCCCGCCCGCCCCUGAGCCCGCCGCGCCCAGGGCCCACACCGUGGUCCAGCUGGACUGUGAGCCCUGGAGGCCCAGCCACGAACCCACGGGACCCUAGCCUCACGCCCACCUCUACGGCCCUUCUGGCCCCAAGGGUGGGAGGAGCCAGGCACCCGGUGGGACCUGGCCUCAGACUCACCAAAUUGCUCACGGUUUUUAAAACUCUGAUGGGGAGGGUGUCGGGGGCACCGGGGCACAACAAGAAAGUCCUAUUUUUCUAAGCUGGGGCUUAGGCCCUUGCCCUUGUCUCUGUCUGUGGGGGCUGGGGGGGUUCAUGCAGGGGUCUGGAGUUGGGAAUGCCUCCUCUGGGGAGAGACGCCCCCCAACCCCGUUCUGUCUGAGGUUCCUGAAUGAGGCUGAGGAUGGCCAUUCAUUCAGUUGACAGAAUUCCAUGAGGGUACCCCCUGGGCGUGCCCUCUCCUGGGUUACGCUGCCAUGAACCAGGUGGCCCCAAGCCCUGCUCAGACAGUGACAGUUCAGAGUGAGCGAAAUGUGGUGAUGAGGGAGACCUAGGAGAUUGCGGGAGCCCAGGAAAGGUGCCUGGCUCAACCUAGGGUGUGGUGAGGGAGGCUUCCUGAAGGAAAGAUGAGAUCUGAGCAUGACAUCAGAAGGAGAUAAUUGGACAAGGAGCAAAGGGAAAGCUGUUGCAGGCAGAGGGCCCAGCACAAGCAAGGACUGAGUAAAUGCCAGACACUGGGGAGUACUGUGGUAGAGGUAAGGCAGGAGGGGUGAGCAGGGUACAGGACCUCCAGGCUGAGGAAUUCAGACCUUGGCCUGAUGGUACUGGGGAGCCAUAGAGGAUUCUAUGCGGGGGGGCGGGGGGAGAGGAACAGGGUCAGGAAUGGGCUUUAGGAAGCUCUUUCUAGCUGUCAUGAAGAGGUGGACCAGAGGAGAAGACUGAAGCUGGGGGUGUGGGGGAAGCCAAGGCAGGGACCCAAGUGGGUAAGGACAAGACUGGACAGGGGUAGGGCUAGGGGAAAGGAGUAAGAGGUAAGUGAGAGAGGAAGCUGAAUGGACAGGUUAUGGGGCUGAAGGACUGUGGGGGAGGAAAAUGUACAAGGUGAGGCCCAGGUCUCUGGCCAAGGGAGGGAGCUACCUGAUAUAGAACCAGGAAGAAGGUACAGAUUUAGGGAAUAUGCUGAGGCCAGUGGGGGACGGGUGAAUGUGGUGGGCCCAGAAGACAUCCACGGGGUGGUGGCCAGGAGGCCUCAGGGCCCUGGUCGGAGGUUGGAACUGGGGACCGAAAAGAAGGCUACGUUAGCAGAGAUGGGGAAUGAGGCCACUGAGGUGAUGAGACAGCCUCUGGGACUUUCCAUAUUUAAGGAACAGGCAAAGAGAAACCUGGCAAAGAAUACUAAAUAGGAAAAGUAGAUGGAGGGACAGAGUGACGCAAACCAGACAAGUCAGACACAAGUGACUAUUGUGUUCAGUAAUGUCAGGCCAUGGUGACCUCAGUAGAACGGUGUUAGGGGAUUGGUUGGGCAGGGGCCAGAUUCUGCUGAUUUGAGGGUAGGAAGUCAGAAAGUAUAGUUAGGGAACGUAGUCCCUGUGAUUCUGUGGACCUAGGGCCUGGAUCAUCUGGACCUGUCAGUCCUGUGUCUCUGCAAGGCUGGUUCUCACUCUGUCUUGGACUGUCUUAGGCUCCCUCGGACACAAACCUAGAGGUUUGGAAGACCAAACCCUGAGUCUUGGUAACACCGCACCUCAUUGGAGAUCCAGGAAUGGGAUAGGCAGUUAGAGGAACAGGCCCUAGUCUUUCUUUGGAGGUGGGUCCAGAGGCAGAGAAAAUAGGGGUAGGGGAGAUGGACUUAAGUCCUGCAAGUGUUCUCUGGAAUGAUGCUGGUGUGAGGGGCAUGGUGAAGAGGGCCUAAGACUGGACUGGCCAUUCUCAUGACCUGGUGCACGUGACCUUGUCCUCAUGGGAUAACAUCCUAGAUUCUGUAAUGGUUUUCUUGGUGGGUGUAGGCUUUGAAAAACGAGCUUCCACCAGCCAUGGGAACAAUCUGAGUCCCAGGGACCUGGUCUAACUCCCGAGUCCUCCAGAAGGACAAUGAGGUCCUUCUCGUUUGCGGCCCUUGGUGGCUGAGGUCAGGUGAAGCCAUCAGGGUGAGUGAGGUGUGAUGGCCAAGGGGGUUUGGGAGUGGGAAGAUUUGAGAUCUAGUGCCAACCGCAAAAUACCAGUUGCUGCCACGAGGGGGAGCCAGAGGGCACCCUGCCUCAACCCUCACUUUUAAAUUUGAACAAUUUAUUGUGUGCCUACUUGUGCAGCAUGCUGGGAAUUCAAGACUGAGCAAACACAGGCACAGGGUGUGCCCUCACAUAUCUCACCAUUUGGUGGGGAAACAAAUGUUAAAUAAUCACACAGUCCAGUGUAAAUCAUCUGUGGUGACCGUGGUUGGGGGGAGGGAGGAGCGGCAUGAAGGAGAGAUCCACGGAAGCGUGAACCAGGAGACCUGACCCAGGAAUUGAGGUUGAGAGAGGCUUCCUAGAAGAAGUGACUACUCAGCUGAGAUCUGAAGGAUGCUCAGGUUGGAGUUAACUGCACCGGAGGUGGAAAGGGGAUCCGACGCAAAUAGUACAGUGUGCCCAAGUGUAGGGGCUGGGGGGCGGGGUGGGGUGAGGGAAGGGGACAGGUGAUGCAGGACCCUGUAAGCUGCCGGGAAGAGUCUGGGUUUUAUUAGAAGUGGCAUGAGAAGCCAUUGGAGGUUUUGAACAGGGAGGAGAGUAGAGCUCCCUGCUCUUCAGGAAGCUCUAGGGUCAGGUCUGUUUGCAUGUGCAGGGACAGAAGAGAAGAAAGGAGACCAGGGAAGGGGCUACUGCAGUAGUCCAGGCAGAAUGCUGACCCAGAUGAGGUUGGGUCCUGAAGUGGAUGGACUGCAGAGAUAUUUGAGGCUUCCUCACCAGAGACUUCUGUUCCUUAUGCAAAGGAGGACAGUACGGACCACUAUCCAAUGAUCUGGCUCUCGGGCAAGAUUGCAGAGACUGGAAAGAAGAGUUGUGGGACCCUGGUAUCUGCUAUGCAACGAUCCAUCCCUCAGAUGAAGAAGCUGACCUCUCUGUAGCAUAAGAAUUAACUUUUUCCAGGUUCAGGUACCAAACAGAGAGUGGACGUUGGUUCUGCAAGGCAGAGACCAUGGCUGGUUAGGGGGAAUCUCCUUCGAAGAAAUAUAGGCCUGGAAGGGGGACACACACCCAGCGGUAGCUAAUUAUGCAUUUGGAUGCAAAGAGAAUGGGAGGAGAGAGAUGGGGGCACGCUAGUUCCUCUAGCAUGGUCCCCCUUGCCUCUCCAUCUGGGGGCCUGGGUCAUCCCCCACCCCCAUGUAGGAACAAUAUUCCUAUGGACAAAUGAUCCCAUGUAACUAGAAUUUAAAGUUAAAACGUAGCUUUCCAACUCUGCCCAGCAGAGUCCACCAAUUUCCUGAGCUCAGUGAGGGUUACUCCUCUUCCUAUGGUCCAACCCCACUGUGGCUUUGAGAAUACCUUGAGACUAGGUAUCCUGGAACCAAAGUUCCAGGCUCCUUGAGCAUUUUCUCAAAGUAACUGUAGUUCUCAUACAAGGACGCUCCCCUGCCACAUCAAACCUAUGUGUCUGCGUCUGGUGAAGCUAACACAGGCCCCGAGUGUCCCCGAGUCUGGGAUCCCUUCCCUGCCAGGCCUCAGCUAAAGCCGAGCUUUCACAGCUGGUUCCCUGGGCACGUAUGUGGGGGAGUCUGAUAAAGGGGUCCUCUGAAAAGGGAUAUUUCUAUUCUGGGUUGAACCUGAGUGUGGCUUCUGCCUUUGAUUCCUCCCUGAUGUCUCCCUGGUGCCCCUUCCUGUUUCACAAAACAAAAGGAUGGGUAUCAGUGCUUGGUGCUGCCCUGACCUGUACAGAGAGUGAGGCUGGGAACACAGUGUGGAACAUCCCAGCCCCAGAUCCCGCCUUCACAGAGCUCCAGGCCUUGGGGGAAAUACAUGCUCACCGAACAAUGGCACCCCAAAGUGGAGAGGGCUGGGAUGGCGGAAGCACAGGGAAGACUGAUUAGGGCCUGUCGAAGUGCAAGGGAGCCCAGAAUGGGCUCCUUACUGUGCCUGGCUUGGGAGGUGACCUGAAGACCAGGCAGGCUUCUGAACUGUGACCUGUAGAGUCCCACCACAGCACCUCACAUUUAGAAGGACCCUGUGCUUGGUUGAAUGCCCUGCUGUCACCCCCAUGACAUUCAUAAUAAUUUUUAGACAAAGGACUCCACAUUGGCACUUUGUACGGGACCCUGCAUCCUUGAGGGAUAUUACAAAAAGAGCCAGGAGAGGAGAGGGUCUUCUAAGGACAGAGAACAAUGUGUGCAAAACACGAGGAGAGAGGAUUGUACUCUUGAAGGGCUAGUUGAAGUUCUGUGUAGCUAGAGCACAGAGUGGAAGCUGGGGGAGCGUAAGGGGCGAGUUCCAGAAGCUGGGAGGUGUCAGCGGCCGGGCUGACAAGCAGUGGCUCUAUUCCAGGGGCCCUAAGGAGCCACUGCGGAGGAAUGGGGUCAGGUCUGAACUUCGGAAAGAUCCAUCUGUCUGUGGUGGGGAGGGGGGCUAGGGCCACAUGACAAAGAACAAGUUCUGGUGGGAGGCUGGGCUGCCCGUGGAAAGGAUCAGAGUGUCUGGUCAUCAGGAUGCAGGCUUAUGAAGAUCCUUGAAUACAUGGGUGACAGAACCCCAAGGCACCAAGACACUGGCCAGGGAGACCCAAAGCCACAGGCUGAAUCCAGAGCUUCAUUUGCACUUGAAGAUCUUCACGGUUGGGGGAUGUGCUCAAGGGUAGGUUAAUGGGUGUCACUGAUAGGUACUUGAAAAUCUUUAUAGAGAACUCACAUGGAUAGACUGAUGAAAGUGAAUGCAAAAUUGGCAAGAAUUUAGAGUAUAAAAUGUAAGACUUCAAAGGACUUUAUUCUGGGUAUAUUCUGGCUUU
This is a messenger RNA of Mustela erminea (ermine), 7918 nucleotides long. It is a transcript of the gene LRFN3, whose product is annotated as leucine rich repeat and fibronectin type III domain containing 3. The coding region runs from base 1166 to 3046 and encodes 626 amino acids. The transcript has 3 exons. Lineage: Eukaryota; Metazoa; Chordata; Mammalia; Carnivora; Mustelidae. Gene Ontology annotation, molecular function: protein binding. The record is from RefSeq and is a predicted model, not a curated record.